AUGUUUAUCGCAGGCAGCUGUGGUAUGAACGAGUUGAUUAAACUCCAUUUCGACCUAUCGGGUGAUAUUCUGCUGUACUUUCAUCAAUUUUUGAAAACUGCGAUGGCUGAAAACUUACUACGUACAAGCCCAAGAGAAGACCCCAAAGGUCAAACUGUGGUCCAACUUCUUCAUGGGAAAGUGCAUAUCAAAGAAAAUAACAAAGUAUUUUACUUCGUUGCGGUAGUGUUAUUACAGAAGUGA
Molecule: messenger RNA, 243 nt
Organism: Cylicocyclus nassatus
Lineage: Eukaryota; Metazoa; Nematoda; Chromadorea; Rhabditida; Strongylidae
Source: the annotation of a GenBank genome assembly